UGUUUCUUCACGCGAGUCAGUGUCCACAGUGAACGGGAUGAGAAAAGGUGCGGUCGUCUUUUUCUUCUCCCUUUUGCUGUCUUCUCUCCUUUGUUCGGAGGCGAAGAACAGCAGAGAGAAAUCAAUCCCACCCGUUGUACUAAUCCCUGGAGAUGGAGGAUCACAGAUAGAAGCGAAGCUGGACAAGCCAUCAGUAAUCCACUACAUUUGUUCAAAGAAGACGGAAGGAUGGUUCGACCUGUGGCUGAAUAUGGAGCUUCUUGUUCCAUAUGUUAUAGACUGUUGGGUGGACAACAUGAAGCUGGUAUAUGACAAUGAAACACGUACAACUACUAAUGCACCAGGAGUUACAACAAGAAUACCUGGAUUUGGCAACUCGACUACAGUUGAAUGGCUAGACCCCAGUGAACGAUCUCCUACCGGGUACUUCAAGGAUAUUGUCAAUGCUCUUGUCUCAAUGGGAUAUGAAAGAGGGGUGUCUGUGCGAGGAGCCCCUUUCGACUUCCGCAGGGCCCCAAAUGAGCACGGCGAAUACUUCCAUGACCUCCGCAGGCUAAUCGAGGAAACUUACCAGAGCUUAGGGAGGAAGGUGAUUCUCAUCCUGCACAGCAUGGGUGCCCCAAUGAUGCACUACUUCCUGAACCAACAGGAACAACAUUGGAAAGACAAGCACAUAGAAACUGUAGUGUCCCUGGCUGGUGCAUGGGGAGGCUCCAUCAAAGCUGUCAAAGUUUAUACAGCCGGGGAUAAUCUGGGUAUCUAUGUCAUUAGCUCGUUAAAAGUAAGAGCCGAGCAGAGAUCAGCUCCCAGCCUGGCCUUCCUCCUGCCCUCUUCCGACCUCUGGGGACCUGACGACAUCCUGGUUGAGACACCCACGAAAAACUACUCAACGUCAAACUUCCAAGAACUUUUUGAGACCCUGAACUUGCCCGAUGCCUACGAGAUGUACCUGGACACCAAGGAUUUACUGAAGAACCCCCCGGCGCCUGGUGUUGAAGUCCAUUGCCUGCACGGGGAGGGAGUUGAAACGGUCGAAAAAUUAGUCUAUGCUGCUGGUAAAUUCCCGGACUCCCCAAAAGUCGUGUAUGGUGGAGGGGAUGGAACGGUCAACUUAAGAAGUGCAAGGCGUUGUUUAGAAUGGGUUGGCAAACAGAAGCAGAAGGUUUACCACAAGCCCUACCAAGGUAUUGACCACAUGCAGAUCCUGCGUGACCCUAACGUCAUCAGUUAUGUAGUGGAGUUAGUUCAGAACAUAACUAAGAAAAACAUAAGGCUGUCACAGAGAAAGGCUAAGAAUCUGUUUCAACUACACAAGAAGAGGAAGGACAAGGCAGAGCAACGCAUUCUCAAAACAGAAGAUAAUGACAUUGUCAUGCUAAGGAAAUGGUUUGAUGCAAUAUAUCCCAACAAAGAGGAAUAUAUGAAACAACAAAGUAAUUCCAGGGUAAAUAACCGACAUCCUAACAGCAUACAAGCAUUACUAAAUGAGGAUUACAAAGUGACGGAAUCGUGACGGAGGCCUACAGUGUACUGAUGUAAUUCUCCUUUCCUCUGACAAAUCUUUCCACAGAAGUAAGAAAGAUAGCAAAAUCUUAGUCACUAGAUUAAGCUUUAUUCCAUUGGUUUAUGAUAAUGAGUCUAUUCAUUACAAUCUACUUUGGCACAAAUGACUUAGCAUGAUUAUUAUAUCCCAGUUGCCUUUUCCCAAUGAGGUCUUUCUUUUUUAUGAAUCUUUUGAGUUAUCAUUGACCAGACAUUAGUUUCAAUGCACAAAUGACUAAAAGAAGUGUUCAUAUACUUAAGGAAUGAAAAUAUGAUUUGUUUAUAAGAUAUCAGUUCUUAUAGUGAAAGUUUUAUUGUGGUAGGUAUCUGCCUUAUUAAGGAGAAGGUAUGCUGUUUGUGUAUUACACUGUAUGUAGUCUUGCUCAAAAGUGUGUUAGCAUAGAGAUUGUAUGAGUUAAGUUAUGUAUGAAAACUAGAGUGGUAAUAUUCAUGUGGCUUCUUUGUAAGCUUGAAUUUUAUGAUAUGGUGCCCUACCUCUGUCUGUGAAUAUGUAAUGCACAGAAGGAACAUUUUAAUUUUAUAUGACAUAUUGUAGUGUGAAAUGUAUUUAUCAGUUUCUCAUUAGCAGUUAUUUUAAUUUUCCAAUUCCUCAUUAGAGGUAUGAAGUUUGUUCAGAAAUGAAACUUGUGUAUUGAGCCUUCAAUACGGAAUGUGUAUAAGUACCUGAUAAAGCUGAGAAUCAUGAUUAUAAUACCUAAAAUUUACAUCUCAAGAUUGAUAUGAAGAUAAAGGAAACAGAUCUAAUAUUGCACUUGAUAAACUGUCAUUGCAUAUACUAAGGAGUGUGGAACAUCUCAGUUAUCAGGCAAAUCAGAUAUAAGGUUUGUGUUUGGAAUUGUGAUAUUAACUAUAAUUAAGAGAAAGAAAUCUCCAUUUUCAUGGAAGAAGUAUUCAUGAAUUAGAAAUGCAGUUUCCAUGAGGUGAGUGGAAAUAGGUUUUAGGUAAUGACAAAGGAAAAUGAAAAUAUAAGUAUUGUUAACAUCUUUGAAGAUAUAUCAGUGACCCUCUUUCCUGUAGUGCAUCAUGUCAUGUUGCAUUGUUAUGAGAGUAUGUAAUGUAUAAAGAUUGUAAAUGUCGACAAGAAUAAAGGAACUUCAUUUGUUCUAUUUACAUGACAGGUUUACUGAGAGAAGGUCAAUAGAUCCCAGGGUGUGUUGGUGUCGUAAAGGUAAUUUCAUGCAUGAAGAGUAUAGGGAAAGAAUCAAGCCUUAUUCUUUGUAAAUGUAAAACUCUAAACAGAAGAACAAAUGUGAAACUAUGUUGUUGUUUCAUUCUUUGAUAGAUAUUGCAUGUUACUCUUGUAUAAUCAUAAAUUAAUCAGUUAUAUUGCAAUCACUCUUCUAGGAGUAAGACGUGUAAGAUUCAGUAAGUUCCUCUUUCGGAAAUCGUUGAAACUUGAUGAAAGAAUCACUUUCUUCAAUCUGUUACCCGAUAAGUGUUUACUCGUGAUUCACUUUUAAGUGGUAUGCUUUAUGAUAUCAGAACUGACUGCUUAAACAACAUUCAGGUACAUAUGAACUAUGUGUAUGAUUUAGUUGUAUGUUUAAUAUCCUUUAAUAUCCUAUUUAUAAGCUGAAAAGUUACUAUUAUGGAUAGAACUAAUAUAAAAGAGAAGUUAUUGUAGUGAAAGCAUUGCAUAAGACUAAUGUUUAUUAUUUGAUUAUAUAAGAAUUUGAUUGAAAGCUUUUAUGCUAAGAAUUAUUAAUAUUUCUUUCGAACUGAAAAUGGCAUUAAAGAGAUUAUGCACAACAAAAUUUAUGAUACAAUCCAUUGAAUUUUUGUACAGAAAUCUCAGUUCCUUUAUAUAGUAGUAUUUUAAGUGUGUCAUAUCCUGAAGGUGUAAGAUAUUAGUGAGUUGUAAAAAAUUGUUUUUAAUUUUUUCUGAUGUAGUUUGUAAAAGCAGUAAUAGCUUUUUCUGGAGAGAUAUAUUUAAUAAAUAUGUAUAUGUACUAAGCAAUUUCAAAACUUUAUUUUCACUGGCUGGAAAGCUAAAAAUGUAUAUUCCCUCUUUUGUUUUUAUCCCAAAUGGUCUUGGUGGGCACAAUCUAGUUCCAAGAAAUUAAUAAAGCACACAAAGUUUGUAAAGUUUUGCUUUUUAGUUAAAGAUUGUGAUAGGACUUUGGUAAUGAUUUGCUUACUAUUUUAUAAGUGUCCUUUUCAAGAUGUAGACAUAACGUAUAUAUUUAUUACAGUUUUAUAUAAGCUUGAGCCAUGUUUAGUAGAAGGCAGUUAACCCUUUUAGUAUUAUCAAUUGCCAAUAACCCAUUGCUUUGGGGAAAUAACACUAUCCACCGUUUUUUUUUAUUUUGUGAAUUUUGUUUCCGCAUAGGUGGCUUCACAAGUGCUCACCCACCAAGGAGCCAGUUAUUAGGACAACACCUCACGUGGUUUCCCUUUUCCUUGAAUUUUCAGGAAACUUGUGUUUUUCUAAAGCUAUUAAUGUCAAUGUUGUUAUUGUUAUUAUUAUUGAUAUGAUAUUUUUGAUGAUAUUAUUAAUAAUACUAUUAACAAUCCUAAAUUUAAAAUCAGUUUUAGCAAAGAGCAGGGAAGAGGGUAAACAGGUGCGAUUGUUAAGACAAGUAAUUGACUCCUUGGUGAUUAAGCACUUGUGGAGCCAUCUAUGUGUAAAGAUAAUUAUCAAACCAAAAAAAAAGACAGUUUACAUGGCAUGUAUUUUUGCUCACCUUGUAUCAGUGGGUUAAGCUAUACAUAAUGUGCUGGCUAUUCAUUUGUUUAUCUAUAGGUUCCUGCAGAGCAAGCGUAUUUUAUAGUUUGAGGCUUCAUAUAAAAAUGAAUAUGAUGUUUCCUUGGUGACAGGAAAGGGAAAUAUAUCAUUUUAUUUUAUUUUACUUGUACUUGUGAGUAUUUAGGUUAGGAAAUCAAAUGUAUUAUUCUAUUUUAUUUUACUCGUGCUUGAGAGUAUUUAGGUUAGGAAAUCAAAUGCUCUUGGACAGGCAGGUUGAACCUAAAUUAACUUUUACUUGAAAAUAUAGAAACGAGAAAGUGAAACUGGCUAUUGGUCAUACAAAUAAAUUUCACUUAUUUUUACUUAGAAGUAUGUGUAUAUGCAGUAACUCAUUUAUACAGUAAUGAUAAAUAUAUUGGAUUCCUAUACUUGAAGGUAUUUAUAUUGGUAAAUGGCUCUGUUCAUAAGUCUGUGUGUAGAUGGAUAACAGAUUGUCCUAAUGAAGAAUUUAUUUUUACUUAUUUUAAAGUGGUUUAUUUGAAACGAGUUUCUAAAAAUAUAAUACUGAAUUAAUUACCUUACGUAGGAAGUGUGAAUUUAAUUUCUCUUCAAGAAAGAUAUUAUCCGUCAUAGUCAUUUCCUUAUAAAAGAAUGCAUGUAUUAUUUUUUCAUAAAUAUUUUCAUAACUCUUUUCUUCUUUAUCUGGAAAAGUAAUUGAAUUACUGUAUUUUAUGCUAUUUGUUUCUUUAUCUGGAUAAAGAAAAAUCUGCAAUUCUGAAUUAUCUUUUUUUUCAUAUGUAGGUUAUAAUUAUUAUCAUAGUUAUUUGAUGAAUAUCAGGGACACACCCAGUUAACGGGAAAAGUUCAAGGUGCUUGAAUUUUAUGUUCAUUUUCUUCUAUAUGUUAAAAGUGAUUUUUUACUCAAUUAGGGACUCCAUUCCCUCUUAAUCAGAGUCACUGAGGUUAUUCUUUAUUAAAGAAUUGCAUUUUC
Messenger RNA from Penaeus indicus, 5240 nucleotides. Its product is annotated as phospholipase A2 group XV-like. The transcript is spliced from 8 exons. The record is from RefSeq and is a predicted model, not a curated record. Gene Ontology annotation, biological process: lipid metabolic process. Bases 38 to 1513 code for a protein of 491 amino acids. NCBI's taxonomy places the organism in Eukaryota, Metazoa, Arthropoda, Malacostraca, Decapoda, Penaeidae.